Molecule: messenger RNA, 850 nt
Organism: Didymodactylos carnosus
Lineage: Eukaryota; Metazoa; Rotifera; Eurotatoria; Philodinida; Philodinidae
Source: the annotation of a GenBank genome assembly
AUGGAGACAUUUUGGAAUGAACUAGAUCUUGAACAAAAUGAUUGGCUUGGUCUUGCAAGUAAACUACUUCAAGAAUUAUUUUGUAAAGAAUUUUUAACACCAUUGGAACAAACCGAUGCAUUCUACAGUCUUGAAGUCGAUCAUUUAAAUUUGUCUAAAUAUGCGCAAAUGAUUGAUGAAGCUAAUAUACACGAUGAUCUUGACGUUGUUACAAGUGUCUAUCUACCCGAGAGUAAGUAACCUAGUGAAAACUUCUGUGAUAGAAAUCCGUUUAUAAUUCAAAAUCCUAUGGGCAUAAAUGAUUAUUGUAUAACAAAAGUAAAUUUUAACUGAUUAAAGUCGGAUUUUUGGCUCGAUUAUUAGCAUUUUCUAAUUGAUUUUAAUUGGUGAUUAUAGAAAACAAAAAACGAUAAAUAGUUCGAAGGAUAUAUUAGUUGUGGGUGUGAGGCUGAGGAUGUUUAUUUCUAUCUUUUUAUAACUCUGUAGUUAAGUCUUGCUCGAAUUCGGAUUCAUAUUAUUUAUGCUUUUAUGUUUUUAUAACUUUAAAUUUGUCAAACGUCUCGCCACUCGUCUGGCCGAUCGAUAAUCGGAAGAUUGCAACUAACGGGUAUGCCAUAAAUAAUUGAUACAGCCAGUAUUUCGUCAAUAUCUCGGAAAUUUUUCAUUGUAAAAACUUGAACGUAGCCUCAAAAGAUUUUUCGUUUAAUUCUCCACAAAACCCUAUGAAAAGGACACACACAACAAAUAACCGUGAAUUCAUCGGCUUCAAUGAGCCCCAUUAUAAAGUUUGUACACUUAUGACAAAGCUGUUCUUGACAAUUUUAUUUUGCAAAGGUGCAGAAAAAUGUUU